AUGCGGGUCCAUCAGAUGUGGACUAAAACCGCAUCUAUUUUUCUCAUUGCAUAUGGCAUUGUUGACACUGAGAGUACUCCUAACUGGACAUACUUCUUCGGGAACUUGAGGAUCUGCUUUGAGAAAGUAGGAUGCAACAGAGAUGAUUGGACAUUCAUCAGUGAUAGAAUGAGGGGUGUUGACAAUGCAGUCAAUGAUGUGUUCCCAAGAGCAACAAGGAGGGUUUUUUGUCAAAACUUGUACAUGAACUGCAAAAAUGUAGGGUACAGUAGGACAACAUUCCACAAGCUCUUCUGGACAGCUGUUGAUGCAUACAAUGAGUAUGUGUUCAAGAAUUCAAUGCAGAAGAUUCAUGCAUACAACCCUGAAGUUGUGACUUAUUUGGACUCAUGCAUAGAGCAGUGGUCCAAGCAUGUCUUUGAUCCACUAGUUUGUUGUGAUCCCAUAAGAAACUGGUCCAUGGGGAGAAUUAGACAAGGUUUGAUAAGGCAGUUGACAUGGAUGCAAACAUGCUCACUGAUUACGCAAAGUAGGUCCUACAAACUAGGAGUGAUGAAUCUAGGUUUUGCUAUGCUACAUCAUGUGGGGGGUGAAUUUGAGGUUAGAGAUGGGAAUGUGAAUUUUCCCAUUAGAUUAGUUGAUGGGAAGUGUGGAUGUGGAAAAUGGCAAGGUUAUGGUAUACCUUGCAAACCUGCACUGAGAGUAAUUUUUGAUGAGAGAUUGGAGGCUGCUAAUUUUGUAUCUCCUUAUUUUAAGGGGGCAGCUUACAAGGCAACCUAUGGGGAGCACAUUCACCCCAUGGAUGAUCCAUCUUACUGGACUGAACAUACCUUACUCCUCAUUUCUCCCCCUGAUGUUAAGAGAGGUGCUGGGAGAUCCCGAAAGUAG
This is a messenger RNA of Beta vulgaris subsp. vulgaris (sugar beet), 888 nucleotides long. RefSeq lists its product as uncharacterized. The record is from RefSeq and is a predicted model, not a curated record. Gene Ontology annotation, molecular function: zinc ion binding. The coding region runs from base 1 to 888 and encodes 295 amino acids. Lineage: Eukaryota; Viridiplantae; Streptophyta; Magnoliopsida; Caryophyllales; Amaranthaceae. The transcript has 4 exons.